CCUCGGGUCGCCCGGGAAGCCAGGCCCACGGAGCAGCCCUUCCAGCGCUGAGCCGGCACCAUGAUCAAGAAAGCGGCUGCUGCUGCGGUGGGAGGAGCCGUGGCCCUGGGCGCCGCGCCCCUGGUGCUGGGCGCCGCGGGCUUCACCGGCGCCGGCAUCGCCGCCUCCUCCCUGGCCGCCAAGAUGAUGUCGGCGGCGGCCAUCGCCCACGGGGGCGGGGUCCCCGCCGGCAGCCUGGUGGCUGUCCUGCAGUCCGUGGGGGCAGCUGGACUCUCCACGUCGUCCAACGUCCUCCUGGCCUCUGCUGGGGCCGUUCUGGGUGCCUUGCUGGGAGGUUCCAAAAAGGCGGCCCUUCCCUCUCCCCCAGCUGGCCCCGGGGCUGAAGGGGACCAGCCAGGAGAAAACGCACCCCAGGUGAACCCUCCGAAACCCCCCCUCAGCUCCGAGAAGCCUCAGAAAUAAAGGUCACGUGCACAUGC
Molecule: messenger RNA, 479 nt
Organism: Eptesicus fuscus (big brown bat)
Lineage: Eukaryota; Metazoa; Chordata; Mammalia; Chiroptera; Vespertilionidae
Product: interferon alpha-inducible protein 27-like protein 2
Exons: 4
Coding region: 61-462 (133 amino acids)
Biological process (GO): apoptotic signaling pathway
Cellular component (GO): membrane; mitochondrion
Source: RefSeq, a predicted model, not a curated record